Messenger RNA from Priapulus caudatus, 4999 nucleotides. RefSeq names its product actin cytoskeleton-regulatory complex protein PAN1-like. NCBI's taxonomy places the organism in Eukaryota, Metazoa, Priapulida, Priapulimorpha, Priapulimorphida, Priapulidae. Bases 220 to 3087 code for a protein of 955 amino acids. The transcript has 7 exons. The record is from RefSeq and is a predicted model, not a curated record.
CCACCUCCGCCGCUGCCGAUGCUGCGUCCAUAUUGAGCCAGCCAGCUUCCUAGCGGCCACUGCGCGCGCUGCGUACUGCUGCAGACGCUUGCGCCUUGCGGAUGUUAGACACAGCAGCUGAUCGGUGCAAACGCAACUGAAUCUCGCACCUUCGAAAGUUGAUCGCGCUGGGCUUCCGCGUAUGCUAUCGAGAAGAGUCUCACUGCCGCAGCAGCCACGAUGAGUCAGACACAGUCGCAGCUUCCUUGGAUGAAGCCACAGCAACAGCAGCCGAGCGCAGUGCCCGCCUGGAUGCAGAAGGGAUCCGUCGCCAUGCCGGGCAUGGCCCCCGCGCCGCCGCAAGCCGGGUCGCACCAGGCCCCGGCGAAGCUGCCUUGGCAAAAAGACCCAGCGGUUACGUCAACGCAUCAGGAGGUGCUGCCAUCUGGUGCGCUAAAGACCGUCGAAACGACGACGGAGACGGCGAAGCAGCAGAAGGACGGUGUCGAGAUCACGAGGACUAAGCGCGAGACGGUGACGCACAUCGCCGGCUCCGACGCUCUGCAGAAUCUCGUCUUCAAGAUGCCCAAAAUGGAGGAGGCCGAAAAGAAGAAGAAGAACGUCUGGCAGCCGUCGUACGUGCCGCCUCUACCCGAACGACAGCCGACCGCCUACGUGCCGGUAGAGGGCGAGUACAUACCGGAUCCAAACCUGCCGCCACCGGAAGCCCCAGCCGUCGAGGAGGGCGACGAACCGUUGCCAGCCGACGUCCAGAAGAAGCUGCAACCGGCGCCGGAUGAGGAAGGGUCUCCGAUGUCGCCAAAGAAGGCGUACGGCUCCUCCGCGUACUUCGAGGAGGGCGAAAGCAAGUAUCCGACCGUCGAGGAGCAGGUGAAGAUGUGCAAGGUCGUCGCGCAGACGCUCACGUCACCGAAGAACGUCAAAUCGCGCGGCUCGAAGAUGUUCUUCAAGCGGCAGACCCGCGCCAAGAAGUGGACCGUGUCGAACAUGCCCGACGACGACGCCGCCGCCGCCGCCGACGACGACGGCUCGGAUUCCGAGGGCGCGCCGACGACGCCCGACUCGGCGACGACGCGAGAGGGCGUGCCGCGCUUCCUACUCAAGCCAAGCGCCUUCGAGGAGAUGAAGCAACGCGAGCACAUCGAGAUGUCCGACCACAAGCACGUGCAGCCGCGCAAGUGCUUCGACCUCGCUAACCAGCUGCAGACGACCACGCACGGACGCGGCGCGAAGCUGUUCCACAAGCGACAGGAGCGCUCCGAGAAGUGGGUGCACGACGAGACAACCGUGCCACAGUCGGCGCACGGCGGCGAGCCGGAAGCGAGGCCGGAAGCCGUGCGCGUCGAGCUGGAGAAGGAGGGCGGGAAGGCGGUCGAGUAUGGCGAGACGUUUAAUGUGAAGCCGAAGGGAUGGCAGGCUCAGGCGGACACAACAGACGACGGGCCCGACCAAUCACAGACCGUGGCUGAUACGGCUGGCCCUACCAGCUCAUCGUUUGCGCCUCCUCAGCCUCAGCCUCAGCCUCAGCCUCCGCCGCCCACAUAUAAUCCAAAUACCGUGCCGUGGAAUAAGUCGCAACCUCAGCCCACAUCUCAGCUUCCCACCGCCCCCUGGGCCCAGCAGAUUAAGCUGAAGCAAACGCCAUCUGGCGGCGCUCCUUGGGCGAAGCAGCCCGAGCAAGCAGCGGCCGCGCCCGUGUUGCCCCCAGCGCAGCCGACAGCACCCUCACCGGCUCCCCCACAGUCACCCACAGCUCCUGCUCCACCUCCGCCUCCGCCACAGCAGUCAUCGCAAGUACCAUCCCCUCCCACACAGCCGCCACAGCCCCAGACACAGGGCGGGGUGCCAUGGCGACAGCAGCAGACUGCACAGCAACCCACAGCCCAGCAUCAGGGAGGAACGCCAUGGAGACAACAACAGGCACCUCAAAAACAGGCGCCACUACAGCAGGCACCACAACAACAGGCACCUCAAAAACAGGCGCCACUACAGCAGGCACCACAACAACAGGCACCUCAAAAACAGGCGCCACUACAGCAGGCACCACAACAACAGGCACCGCAACAACAGGCACAGCAACAACAAGGAGGGGCGCCAUGGAGACAGCAACAGGCGUCACAGCAACAAGCACCACACCAACCAGCGCCACCACAACAACAACCACCACAACAGCAAGCACACCACAACAGGCCCCACAACAACAGACACCACAACAGCAAGGAGGGGUGCCGUGGAGACAACAACAAGCACCGCAGCAACAUGCGCCCCAGCAACAAGGAGGCGUGCCGUGGAGGCAACACCAGGCCACACAGCCACAAGCCUCACAGCCACAAGCUCCACAGCCGCAAGCCUCACAGCCACAAGCCCCACAGCCACAAGCCCUACAGCCACAAGCCCCACAGCAACAAGCCCCACAGCCACAAGCCCCACAGCCACAAGCCCACAGCCACAAGCCCACAAGCCACAGCCCAAUCACAAGCUCGCACAGCCACAAGCCCACAGCAACAAGCCCACAGCCACACAGCCCACAGCGCUAUCAACCGACAGCCACACGCGCCACAGCCACAGGCUGCACAGCAGCAACCCCAGACGCAGGGCGGUGCACCGUGGAGACAACCACAGGCUCAGGCACACCCAGCUCCCGUGGCAGGUGCGGCAUCUGGUGGUGCUCCUUGGCGCAAUAAGCAGUCAACGCAGGCGACAGAACAGUCGCCAGCUCAGAAUCAGACGAUUGCGACAUCGGCUGCGCCCCAGCCUAGUCAACAAGCAGCAGCGCCAUCAAGCGGAGCGCCCUGGAGAACGGCAACCUCCACUCCUGCUGCGACAGUUUCUCAGGAGGCGGCGGCACAACAGGCGCCAUCCGUGGCGCCACCUACCACCAACGGAGAGGCUUUAGAGCAGCAGACGGCUCCGCAGGGCGGUGCCCCGUGGCGUCAGCCCGCGGCAGCGCCACCCUCGCAACCGUCAUCUGGCCUUCCUUGGGCAAAGAAACAGCAGCCAGCCGCACCUUCACAGGGCGUACCGUGGCGCCAAGCACAGUCGACCUCGACUCCCGGUAGGACCGCGUCGUGGCCGCCCCGGAACUGAGCGGUCAACGGUCAAGCGCCGUCGAGGUUAACCGCGCGUUAUAUUCUAGCUAUCACCGUGUUAGCGACGAGUGCAGUGCUGUCCGUAACGAUGUUCACUUGUUUGUGUCGAGAGUCGCCGGACGCACGCGGUCUCAUCGGAAAAUCGUCAAAUAUUGUCGACUUAAUGACAAAAGCUAUCAGUGAGAUAAUGUUUAAGAUAAUGUUUAAAUCGAGAACUUAAAUAAAUGCUUUAAUACCGACGAGACGCGUACAUCCCGCUUCCACGUGUGAGCCAUCCGUUGUUAUUUAUUUUACUCGUCUAAUGACUUAUAUAGUUCGCAUGUACCGUUGAUUAUACAACUUCGUGCACGGCCGAAAAAGGUGAUGUCAAUCGUGUAAUCAUCUACCCGGACGUAAAUUGGUCCGGUAUUGGCAUCGAUCAAUCGUAAUCUGCAAGGUAUCUUCGAACCUUUCAGGCAUUUCGUUACAUCUGUAUUUUCAUCCUCUGUGUUGGUCCAGAAGAGGCAAUACAUUGCGCUUUGUAUGGUUAAUGUUAAGAUUAUGAUUAGUGGUAAGGUUGGAUUUGAGGACGGGGUUAGGUUUACUGGAGUUAACUAUCCUUGCGCUAAACCAUAACAUUAACAGUAACCUGUUAAUAAUUCUGCGCAAUAGUUUAGGUUUUGUUUAUACGCUUUUCCAAAUAUUGCUGUGUCUUUGUUUUACUGGACUGAUAACUAUCACCCAGUUAGCAGCAUCUGCGCAGAUGUCUAAGUAAAGCGUGACUGAUGAGUGAAUGGAGCUAGCUACUGGAAUUACCAAAUUUAUGGGGUGGUAGAGGGCGGCUUAGCUUUCCUCGACAAAAAACAAAAUUAUUUAAUAAUAUAUAUAACGAAAACGUAAUAUAAUAAACGUAGCACAAAACGAAGAAAAAAUAAUGUGACUUGUAUAUGUGUAGUUAUUGUAUAAGGACGUGCCAGCAUUUGAUGGUUGGCAUCACGUGAUCGAAAGCCAAAAAAAGAAAAUAUUGUCGCACUAUUUCAUGAUGAGGGUACGUGCGUGCGUGCGUGCGUAUGCGCGUGUGUGCGUACGUGUUUAUGCACGCGUGUGCGUGCGUAUGCGUGCGUAUGCGCGUGUGUGCGUGCGUUUUAACAUACGUAAGCUUCGACUAUCAUUAUAUGCUGCAGCUAAACGAAAUUCACAAAAUAUUUGUUAAGAUAUCUAAUGUUGUAAUGUUGUCUAGCAGCCUGUUGUUACCGACAUAAUAAAUAGUCAUGACAUUUACCAUAAGUUUAAUAUGUCACAACCUUUGAAUAAAAUGUGCAAACGUUAUGUCAUCUUAUGUAUACUUAUCGCAGUCAUAACUAUUUAUGCUUCUGAUAACGGGUCCGUGACUAUUUAUAAAAUCUCAUGAGUUCUCGCAUGCGUUAUUUUAUCUAUCGGGUGGCGAUGAGUAGUUGUGCCGUUCUUCCGCUAGUUGGCGCUGACGGCACGGUUUCUGUUUCUAAUGGCGCUAAUGAAUGUCUUUGUCCCUAUAUCGAACCACGUGUCGAGCUUAGUCUGUGAAUGCUUCUUAUCUUUAUAGGCGACGUGUGCGAUUUGUGUUUUUGGUUGUAUUCACUCGCAAACGAUUUCAGCGUGUUGUACAUGGCGGGACAUCGUGUUGUUACUAGUACAUGGCGGGAGGUAUCUAUCUUGGAGUAACAAACGUGCAUAUCUGUACCGUCCCAGGUUCGCUUCGCCCACGGAAUAUCAGGAAAAGUUGGCGUACAGUUCAUGAUAGUUAACGAGAAAAAUGAUGAUUGAAUAAAAACAGCAAUACGUCUGACGUCACGGGUUUCUUGUUCGCAGGCGGCACGACAAUGUGUUCGUUGCAAUUUUUAGCUUGUACAAAAAAUAAGUGCCAAUAAAAACGUGUUGUUUUCACAAAAGAA